Messenger RNA from Microtus ochrogaster (prairie vole), 758 nucleotides. It is a transcript of the gene Mrpl14, whose product is annotated as mitochondrial ribosomal protein L14. Gene Ontology annotation, cellular component: ribosome; mitochondrion. The record is from RefSeq and is a predicted model, not a curated record. Gene Ontology annotation, biological process: translation. Gene Ontology annotation, molecular function: structural constituent of ribosome. NCBI's taxonomy places the organism in Eukaryota, Metazoa, Chordata, Mammalia, Rodentia, Cricetidae.
GCAGGCGCAGGGUGCGGGGCGGGGCCUGGCCAGCGGGGUUCGUGGUGGGAGAUUUCCUGGGAGCCAACGCGUUGGUGAGUGGACCAGCAGUGGAGUUUCCCUGUAACCCUAGAUGUGGCAGGAGUUCAUGGCCAUCCUCAGCUGCUUGUGACAACACCAAACCCACAUACAAAAACCCAAACCCUUCCCAAACUGUGAGAGUUUUGUUGGAGGUUUGCCGUCUUGAGAUCCCAUGGCUGUCCUUCCUGGGCUCUGGGGCUCUUUUGCCCAUGUCAGCAGAACAUUCGGCCCGCGCUGCUUCAGCACCUCCGGGAGCCUCUGUGCCAUCCAGAAAAUGACUCGGGUGCGUGUAGUGGACAAUAGUGCCCUGGGGAACACCCCGUACCAUCGGCCUCCGCGAUGCAUCCAUGUCUACAACAAGAGUGGGGUGGGCAAGGUAGGCGACCAGAUUCUGCUGGCCAUCAAGGGACAGAAGAAGAAAGCACUCAUUGUGGGACAUCGCAUGCCUGGCUCCCGAAUGACCCCAAGGUUUGACUCUAACAACGUGGUCCUCAUUGAGGACAAUGGGAACCCUGUGGGGACUCGGAUUAAAACACCUAUCCCAACCAGCCUUCGCAAGAGGGAAGGCGAGUAUUCCAAAGUGUUGGCCAUAGCUCAGAACUUUGUGUGAGCAGCAUGCCUCUGAGCCGUGCAGCCAUUCCCUUCACACUGGUGACAGUUGGAAUAGAAUAAAUGUUUUACUGUGUGUUUCCUUCCUA